Messenger RNA from Parascedosporium putredinis, 1011 nucleotides. NCBI's taxonomy places the organism in Eukaryota, Fungi, Ascomycota, Sordariomycetes, Microascales, Microascaceae. The record is from the annotation of a GenBank genome assembly.
AUGGCCAUUCGCCCGAAGAGCUACGCUGGCUGGAAAGUCGUCCACAUCAACACCGAGAGGGGACGCGAAUCGGUCUUGGACCAACUUGCCUCGAUCUCUUUCGACGAAUGGAACACCUCGGAAGAAGCAAUCACCAUUGCCGUCUCUCCGAGCCAGCUAGCAGAGCUGGAUGUGCUUCAGUUGCCGUAUACAGUGAUGCACGAGGACCUCGGUGCAUCCAUCACCGCGGAAUCUACACAAGCUACGGGGAAGUGGAAACGGCAGGUAGACGACUUGUCUUGGUUCGAUAGCUACCACUCGUACGAGGAGCACCGGGCAUACUUUGAGGAGCUGCACGCCAAAUUCCCCAAUAAUUCCGAGAUUGUAUCCUCGGGAACCUCUUAUGAAGGGCGAGAUAUCUGGGGACUUCACUUUUGGGGUGCGAAUGGCCCGGGGCAGCCAGCUGUGUUGUGGCACGGUACCGUUCACGCUCGCGAAUGGAUCGCUGCACCGGUGAUCGAGUAUAUCACUCGACAGCUUAUCCUCGGAUACGGUGGCGAAGACGAAACCAUCAACAAUUUCGUGAAUAGCUACGACUUUUAUGUCUUCCCCUUUGUAAACCCAGAUGGCUUUGUUUAUACCCAAACGACCGAACGCCUCUGGCGCAAGAGCCGGCAGCCCGGCCCUGGAAACACAACCUGCUACGGCCGCGACAUCAACCGCAACUGGCCCCACGGCUGGGACGCAAACCCCUCCGGCGCCUCCACGGAUCCUUGUUCCCUCUUUUACAAGGGCGAGGCUCCCGGCGACACUCCCGAGAUGCAAGGCCUCAGCGCCUUCGUCGACGACCUCCGCGACACGAACGGGAUCAAGCUCUUCAUCGACUGGCACAGCUACAGUCAAUACAUUCUCGCGCCCCUCGGCCACAACUGCACCACGUAUAUCCCCAACCUCGGUGAGCACCUGCAGAUUGCCCACCGGGCAGCAAGGGCCAUCCGUGGCGUUGAGGGUGCAGUUUACGUACGGCCCUAG